AGCAGGAAGUGACGACGGCACGUCGAAAUCUGGUCGCCAUUUUAAUGCGCCGCGCGCAAAACAUAGCCGGCAAGAUGGCGCAGUGUAUGUGAAAUAAACAAGGGAACAGGUUUGCGUGUUGUAGCCGUGUUUGUUGUUUAUAUCGCGGUGUGAUACAAACGGAUGGUUGCGAUUCUGUUGUGUAUUUAAACACAGUCGACUGUGUGUAGGCGCAGGAUGUCCGCCGAGGUGCUCAGGCUCGAACCCGUGGCGGGAGGCAGCAGCGGAGGCAGUGGGGGUAAACUGGGCCUCCUGAUCAAUAAGCUGCACACGUUUCUGGCGGUUUCCACAGAGCAGGGCGGUGAACACAGCUUACCUGGGCACUGGAGCGGUGCGAUGGCCAAAGAGUUUAUAGAGCAGCAGCAAGCUGAAUCACGAGCCGCUGAAGAGUGCAUGCAGCCAGGCAUCUCCUCAGAGGCGAAGUCUUCUGCAGCUCGUUCCAGAAGGAAGCCGUUGGUGGUGACGAAGCACAGCGGCCUGAACGAAUCUGACGCUUCCUCUGACAGCGGAACCGAAGACGUCUUAUCCGUCAACUCCAGUGACCCAGACACGACCUGCCUGCCUAAAGGUACAGUGUUUGUGUUGCCAGAGCCAGUAUCUAAUGAAGUCCGGGACGAGUUCAGAGGUCCAGAAUUUCGCAGCAAACGAGUGAAACAGUACAAAGACUUCUCAGACAAACGGAGAGGAGGCUCUGACAUCGAGCGAGUGAACUGUACGGCCUGCGGUCAACAGGUUAACCAUUUCCAGAGAGACUCUGUCUACCAGCACCCUGCACUCAAAGUGCUCAUCUGCAAGUCCUGUUAUAAGUACUACAUGAGUGACGACAUCAGUAAAGAUGCUGAAGGGAUGGAUGAGCAGUGCAGGUGGUGUGCGGAAGGAGGCAGUCUGAUUGGCUGUGAUUACUGCAGCAACGCCUUCUGUAAGAAGUGCGUUCUGAGGAACCUCGGGCGACGGGAGCUUUCGGCCAUCUUAGAGGAGGAGCGCAAGUGGUACUGUUACGUGUGCAGCCCGGAGCCUCUCAUGGACUUGGUGCUGGCCUGCGAUUCGGUGCUCCAGAACCUGGAAAAGAUCUGCAAACGGACCGGCGUCGGGGGCGGAGCCCGUGGGAAGCAGAGGGGUGGGCGCGGUGGAACAGGAACGCUCAGCUCGGCACCUUCGAGGGGUCUGUGCGAGCGCAUGCAGCGUGUGGUGGAUAUGACUACGUCACUGAACCGCUCCUUCGUGGAUUUCAUGCAGAGCGAGAAGGACGAGGAAGCGAGCGAGGAGGAGGACGUGGACCGAGCGAGGAGACUAAUGAUGUUCCGCACCAUCCUGCAGGACCUGCACCAGGCACACGCCGCCCUGCAGGAAGCACUGGAUCGGGAGCUGUACGGCGGGAAACGGGAACCUCAGAGACAGCGUGCAAAACCUCGGCAGCGAAAACCGCGGGCUUCAAGAAGCUCGGGUGUCACUAAGGAGCUGGUGGUGAAGCUGACGCCGGUCCCGUUAGAGUCGUCCGUUAAUCCUGACUCUAACGCCGACGCCGGUGCGAACGCUGCCGAUAUCGUAGAGAUCAAUAAGCAAAUGGAGGAGGAGGAGAAAAAGGAAAAGGUGGAGAAGAUGGAAGGAAUGGCUGUCAGAAAGGAAGGAACAGACGAGGUGAAGGUGGAAGAGAAGUGUGAGGGGACAGUAGGUGCAGCAACGGAGCAGGAAAACACAGACGAUGAAGAAGACGAAGGAGACGAGAUGGAGAUGGCGGAGGAGAAUAAGCGGUCACCUCGUGUCAAGACGACGCCACGCCGAAGGCGCUCGGAUACCACGCACGCCGACCUGGAGGAAGACUCCGACUCGGACGAGGUGCCUGCCGUGCUGCUGCAGACCGCCACCGCUGCAAUGGCCACCAGCGAAGAGGAGGGUGGGGUCGACAGCGACGGGGGCAGGGCCGACACAAACCAGGAAGUCCGAAAGCAGUGUCUCUUUGGCCUGGUCAAAACCACGACCCCUUGUCAAGAUCGAACUUCACGCAAACGUAAACUUAAGGAGAGGUCCUUGUCUUCAUCUUCGUCUUCCUCAUCCUCCUCUUUAGUCGGAAAAGUCGCAGAUCCCGGGUCGAAGGUCAGGAGGAGUCUUCCCCACAAGGUUGCCAAGACGACGGUGGAUAGCGAGAGUUUGUCGAGCGAUCAGGAAAUGGACAGCAGCGACUCGGACGAGUUGGAGCAGAAGAUCAAACCGCUGAGUGACGUCACACUGAUGGGAACCGGAACGUUCCAGCAGUCCUCCGGUGAUGAGGUGGACGUGUGCCCCGCCCCGAUCAUGUUGGAUGAGGAUGAUGUGGAGAAUAGAAUUGCAAAACAGAUUCUGUUGGCUGAGAUCAGGGCUAACUUGUCAUCCAGCUCUGAUCAGGACUGCAGCUCGGACACCUCGUGGUCCAGGGCCGAGGACCAGGACAGUGAGACGGAGAGCAAGAAGGGAGAUGAAGAGAAAGUCGAAGGUCCCGCUGGAAAGAUGGACAAUGCUGAAGACAGUGAGCCGACUGAUAACAGCUCUGACUCGGACUAUCCCGCUCAACCCCCGCAGUCCCGUCAUCGCCUGCUGCACUAUCGUCUGGACCCCCGGGACCCUUUGUCUAAAGACGGCGAAGAGAAAUCGGCCGAUUGGACAAGAGAAAGGAAAAAGAAACGGAGAAACAGCCAGACAGACGUUAGCAGCGACAACCAAGAAUCAGCCAGUGAGGAGUCAGCGAUGAGCGAGGCGGUCAGCCAAUCAGAAGACGAGGACGUCAGCAUCGUCAAGCAGAAGGGGUCAGUCGUUGAAGGAGAACCUCACGCACUUCUUGGAAAGGACGGCGCCGAAGGUCAGACCGAGGCAGACAACACAACCUCGGAGGAGUGCGUGAGCACGGUGAAGGGCCGCAGGAAGAUCCGGAGGAUUCUGAAGGUGCAGCAGCUGGCGAAGGAGACGCAGGCGGCGCUGAAGGAGGAGGAGGAGAGGAGGAAGAGGCUGGCUGAGAGAGAAAGACGGCGACGACUGGAGGAGGAGAGCAGAGUACAGGAACGAGACGAAACGGAGGUGAUAAUAGUAGCUGAGACUACUGUCCCCAAACCUGUCCCUCUGCUGCUAGAACUUAACGAUGCAACACGGGAAUGUCUGGUGCAGGUGGAUACACAUCUACUGAGUAAACUGAAACCUCACCAGCGUGAGGGUGUGAAGUUCAUUUGGGACAGCUGUUGUGAGUCUGUAGCGAAGGUCAAAUCAUCUCCUGGUUCUGGCUGCCUUCUCGCCCACUGCAUGGGCCUCGGAAAGACACUGCAGGUCAUCACGUUUCUACACACAGUGUUGACAUGUGAGCUGAUGGAGCUGAAGACUGCGCUGGUGGUGUGUCCUCUGAACACGGUGCUCAACUGGAAGUCCGAGUUCGACAAAUGGCAGCGCGGCAUCAGAAAAAAGAAAUUGGAGGUGACGGAGUUAGCGACGGUGAAGUUGGUGUCUUCUCGUGUCAACGCUCUGACCAGUUGGCACACGAGAGGUGGUGUGAUGAUCAUGAGUUAUGAACUGUACCGCAUUCUCACAGACGGAGAUAAAGUCAAAUACAGCAAACAGAGGGAGAACCUGCGCAGGGUUCUGCGGGACCCCGGACCUGACAUAGUGGUGUGUGAUGAAGGCCAUGUCCUGAAGAACAAGGCGACUGCCAUCUAUAAAGCCAUGCGCUCCAUUCGUACACGGCGGCGAAUCGUCCUGACAGGAACGCCGCUUCAGAACAACCUCACAGAGUAUCACUGCAUGGUGAGUUUUGUGAAGCAGAACCUUCUGGGUUCCCUGCGUGAGUUUCAGAACCGUUUCAUCAACCCCAUCCAGAACGGCCAGUGUGCCGACUCAACACCCGCUGACGUGAGACUCAUGAAGAAACGAGUGCACGUCCUCUAUGAACUCCUCGCUGGAUGUGUUCAGAGGCGAGAUUAUUCAGCACUGACCCCUUUCCUGCCACCCAAGCGAGAGUAUGUGCUUUCAAUCAGGAUGUCCACACUACAGUGCAAGCUCUACAGACACUACCUACACAACUACACCGGAAAGGGUGUAAACAAUUUAUUUCAGGAUUUUCAGAUCCUGAGUCUGAUUUGGACACAUCCGUGGUGUCUGCAGCUCGCUGACCAAAAUAGAGGGAACAAGGGCAAAGGGGAGGAGUCUACAUCUGAACCUGCUCUGACUGGUGGAUGUUCUGAAGUGAUGAAAAGGCAGAACUCUGAUGAAUGUGUGGUGGAGGAGAGCAGAGAUACACACUCCACCAAAACUACACAGGAAGAUGCACGCAGUGUGUUGAAUGGUCCUCCAGCAGGUUGGUACAGAGAGUUUGUAUCUGACUCUGACGCUGAGGUCCUGGAGCAUUCUGGGAAAUUAAUGCUGCUGUUGGAGAUCCUGCACUGUGCUGAACAACUGCAGGAGAAAGUGUUGGUGUUCAGUCAGUCUCUAGUUUCACUGGACCUGAUUGAAACCUUUUUGGAGUCUGCUGAUAAGGCAAAGAAGAAUGGAACGUCCCGUCUGUAUAAAGGGAAGCUGAAUUGGGUGCGGAAUAAGGACUAUUAUCGUCUGGAUGGUUCCACCACUGCAACAGCACGCAAGAAUUGUGCUCAGGAGUUCAACAACAUCAGAAACAGACGCUGCAGGUUAUUUCUCAUCUCUACCCGAGCCGGAUCUUUAGGGAUUAAUCUUGUUGGGGCAAAUCGUGUUGUGGUGUUCGACGCAUCGUGGAAUCCAAUGUACGAUCUUCAGAGCAUGUUUAGAGUGUAUCGCUUCGGUCAGGAGAAACCUGUGUACAUCUACCGCUUCCUGGCACAGGGAACGAUGGAGCAGAAGAUAUACGAGCGUCAGGUGGCGAAGCUGUCUCUGUCGUCCCGUGUUGUGGACCAGCAGCAGAUCCAGCGCCACUUCACACACAGCCAACUGAGCGACCUGUACAACUUCCACCCUGACAGCAACAGCAAGAGCCACACUGUGGAGCCUGCGGACAAAGUGCUCGCGAUGCUCCUACAGCACUGUGGCCAGUCCAUCGUGUCGUUCCAUGAACAUAAUUCACUGUUGGACCACAGGGUGGAGGAGGAGCUCAGCGUGGAGGAGAGGAAGGAAGCAUGGGAGGAGUACAAGCUGGAGAAGACGACACAGACACAAACACAAACACAGACACAAACACAGACACAGACACAAACACAAACACAAGCACAAGCACGUGUUCACACACAGGCCUCCGUCCAUAAGUCAGGGGAACUGUGGAGGAAAAGUGACCACGAGCUGAAGAUUAUAUUAUACAAAGGUCGUAUGGAGCUUCAGAAAGUUGCACAGAACAUCAAACCCCUAAGCCUGGAAUUCUGCAGGCAGGAAUUGAAGAAACAGCACCCUCUGUUGGAUGAAGAGGUGCUAGAGCAGAAGGCUGUUCAGGCUUAUGAAUGCUAUAAAAGAGACAGACCAAACAAGAUCAGGACUUACCAAAACAAACUGUUCACUCAGAAAAAGCUCAUUCUGAAGACGCAGCAGAUUCUGGCUGAAAGGGCGGAGCCUCCCAGCAGAGCCCCUCCCACUGCAUCCACACCAGUCAGUUCCAGGUUUAAAACAGGUGAAUCUUCCUCAGUGUCACCGGUCCAGAGCAGCCAGUCGUCUCUCCGUCAGCCGCCGAGAUCGUCAUCUCCUCAGGAGAGGAUCGUCAUUGACGACGUCAUCAUGGAACAUGCUGUAGAUCAGCUGGUGAUUAAAGGGGAAGUCCAGGAGCAGCACACACACACACACACACACACUAACUCAGGCAGUGCUUUAAGUUUGUACUGAUGUUCUCACAGGAACCUCACCGGGAUUUUUACUAUUGUUUUUGUUCUGCUGCUAAAAAUCCAGGUCACGUUCACUUAUUUAUCCACAUGAUCUAUAAUAACUAAAUAUUACACCACGACGUCCCCUUCACCUCAAACCAAUAAUGAUUUGCACUGCAGUUUAAAGGAAUCCGAAGCAGGAAAUUAUUCUAUUAGUUUGUUGUAUUUUUUUUAUAGAAUUUGUUUGUUUACGUGUUUAAAACUGAAAUGCAGAUUUUUCUACGAAUAAACACUAAUAAAGAACCAGA
Tachysurus fulvidraco (yellow catfish) is the source of this 6118-nucleotide messenger RNA. Its product is annotated as transcriptional regulator ATRX-like. The coding region runs from base 217 to 5832 and encodes 1871 amino acids. Lineage: Eukaryota; Metazoa; Chordata; Actinopteri; Siluriformes; Bagridae. Gene Ontology annotation, cellular component: nucleus. The transcript has 35 exons. The record is from RefSeq and is a predicted model, not a curated record. Gene Ontology annotation, molecular function: ATP binding; ATP-dependent chromatin remodeler activity; ATP hydrolysis activity.